UUCACCACCCAAAUCCCAAAGCUCAGUAUUUCUGAAUUUGUUCAACUAGACUUGAACAUCAACACACGCCUAUCAACAACACCUAUCUCAAGAGUCGGAAUUGAAGGAGAUCUUGCAAAUCGUAAAUCCCCAAAGCAUGGAUCUUAAUCCACCUCAAGGGGAGAAUUAUGCUCAUCCACAAAUAUGCUUCUUCCAUGUGCUUUUCAAGGGUGCUGCCUUGGCCUUUUAUAUUCUUUCAGCCCUAUUUGUGGAUAAUUUUGUCAUCAUAUUUGUGGUCACUGUACUUCUAGCUGCACUUGAUUUUUGGGUUGUCAAGAAUGUAAGCGGUCGCAUCUUAGUGGGCCUCAGGUGGUGGAAUGAAAUCAAUGACGACGGUGAGAGUGUAUGGAAAUUUGAAUGCCUUGACCAAGAGUCAAUGGCUCGAAUGAACAAGAAGGAUUCAUGGCUGUUCUGGUGGACCUUAUACAUUACGGCGGUUGCAUGGAUCUUUUUUGCCAUAUUCUCAUUGAUUAGGUUCCAAGCUGAUUAUCUUCUCGUUGUUGGUGUGUGCUUGACCCUUAGCAUUGCUAAUAUCAUCGGCUUCACUAAAUGUCGGAAAGGUUCGUCUACGAUGGAUGCAUAUCUCAAGUGUUGGAUUUUACAAUUCUACUUUAGUGACUUGUCCACAACUGUUUUUACUUGCUUUCUGUAUGAAUGUGCACACUCUUCUGCUUAGUGCAUAAAUUACUUUGACUGCUGCUGAUGCCUCUACUUGCAUUAUCUUGCUAUUGGUGAUACACUUAAACGUUGGAUGUUUUGUUUUUUACACACAUUAUCUACUUUUACACUCUCCAUUUUUGUUGUAGCCUGCCAAGUUCUUUUUUUGACCAGAGAAUAAUUCAUGCAAAUUUGAGUCUUAACUUUAAACCCGGAAAGUCAAAAUAUUCGUCUAAUUAUUUCUGUCCAUGAUAUGCUUUUACUCGGUUCACCUUUUGUCUUGCAGAUGCUAAGAAGCAGCUUCAGCAAUUUGCUUCCCAGACCAUUGCUUCUCGUUUCCAGUCUACCAUUCAGUCAGCAUUUAGUGUCGUUUGAGUUGCUUACACUAUCAAUCAGAGGAGAAGCGAUAUGCAGUCAAGCAGAUUUUAUUUGUUUAUCGUGUAAAUGAACAUUAAAUGUGGUCAUAUAUGUGGAAGUGUUGCUCAUAUACUGGUGUAGACAGAGGAAAGUGCAUGUCUGUGUACCAUUUUGAUAUCAGAAGGUUUUGUAAUACGUAAAAGCAAAGGGACAUCUUGUUUAUUA
Messenger RNA from Salvia splendens (bonfire salvia), 1278 nucleotides. RefSeq names its product Golgi apparatus membrane protein-like protein ECHIDNA. The record is from RefSeq and is a predicted model, not a curated record. Gene Ontology annotation, cellular component: Golgi membrane. The transcript has 5 exons. Gene Ontology annotation, biological process: vesicle-mediated transport; protein secretion. The coding region runs from base 137 to 715 and encodes 192 amino acids. NCBI's taxonomy places the organism in Eukaryota, Viridiplantae, Streptophyta, Magnoliopsida, Lamiales, Lamiaceae.